ACCACCCGCAGAUACAAGACGAAAUUUACAGGAAAGACGAUAGGCUCCUCACCUUCUUAAAAGAUAUUUAUGUCGAGUCUAGAGAUCCACCUGCACGGGUAAAAGAUGGAGGUGGUGAACAUCUUCCAUGUAAACAGGAGGAAAAGAGACUUACAAAACUAGGCCACUUGGGAGAUCUAGAUGUUAAGAAAGUUCCCAAAGGCAAAAUUUCCAUUGUGGAGGCUCUGACGCUUCUUAAUAAUCAUAAACUUCAUCCGCAAAUAUGGACUGCAGAGAAAAUAGCAGUGGAAUACAGUCUGGAACUGAAGGAGGUCAACUCUCUUCUGGAAUUCUUCAUUCCUUUCGCUGUGCAGGAAUUUCCUAAAGAAACCAGAAAAGCUAUAAAGCCAACAUAAAAACAAUGACCAAAACCUUGUGUGAUCUCACUCGUGUCUUGAUUUUACUCUUGAGUAUAUUCAGUGUCUGAAAAGAGUUGGUAUCAUGCUAUCCAAAAAGGCUGCUUCCUUAUACCAGUAAGAUGUAUUCAAGCAAUUCCAUUCUAUAUUGGAUGGCUUCAGUUGAAUGCAGCAAUUAUAGGAUACAGAUUGUAAACCAGAAUAUAACUAAUAAGUUGUAUGAGAGCAUGUCACACAAUUCUGAUUAUCCCAUUCA
Molecule: messenger RNA, 651 nt
Organism: Pelecanus crispus (Dalmatian pelican)
Lineage: Eukaryota; Metazoa; Chordata; Aves; Pelecaniformes; Pelecanidae
Source: RefSeq, a predicted model, not a curated record